AUGAUCAAAGUAUCAGCAAGUUUGGUUUCUGCGGAGUGUUCCGAAUUGAAAGGCUUCCUGAAGCCCGAUUACCUGCAGUACCACAUUUGGCCUCUAGAGGAAGAAACGUCACAAAUUGAACUUAGAAGAAGGUCUAAAAAGAGCCAGCCCUUUGAGGAAAUGCCUUCGCUUUACGUGCCGGGGAAACUCACUCACCGCUCUGCCAGGGUCCAUGUGGCUGCACUGUCUCCAGAAAAGAGCCUCCUGUUUCCCCACAGCUCAGACAUGAAGCCCAUCCUCACUUCAGUGCUUGUGAUCAUAUUCACACUCCGAGGAAUUAGAGCCCAGACGGUGACUCAGCCUGAGGACCACAUCUCGGUUCUUGAGGGGACCUCGGUGGAGGUGAGGUGCAACUACGUAUAUUCCGGGAGUCCUUACCUCUUCUGGUAUGUCCAGUACCCCACACAAAGCCUCCAGUUACUCCUGAAACACACCUCAGGAGGCAGCAUCAAAGGUUUCACGGCUGACCUUAACCGGAGUGAGACGUCCUUCCAUCUGAAGAAACAAUUUGCUCAAGAAGAAGACUCAGCUGUGUAUUACUGUGUGCUGGAUGCCACAGUGCCUGGUUUACAAAGGAAGCAGGUCAAAAACCCCUUAGGAGUUCCAGCAAAUAUUUCAUUGUAA
This is a messenger RNA of Pteronotus mesoamericanus, 663 nucleotides long. RefSeq lists its product as uncharacterized. The coding region runs from base 1 to 663 and encodes 220 amino acids. The transcript is spliced from 3 exons. The record is from RefSeq and is a predicted model, not a curated record. Lineage: Eukaryota; Metazoa; Chordata; Mammalia; Chiroptera; Mormoopidae.